GUUUUUUUUACCUUGAGGUUCUGAUACCAAAGGUGAAAGCCAGAGUGGUAAAUAUGACCGUUUGUGAGCAACAGGGAAGUAAUCUGUUGCCUUUUUUUUGUCUGUUAUGUAAACCUUCAAGCCCUAGAUGAUCAUGACUCUUAUUGAACUGUCAGUUCUGUUUUGUUUGAGGACCUUUCUUCAACAAAUAGGAAGAUUUCUGGGGCACAAGACAAAAGAGGUUGAUUAAAAAGUUAAAAAAUAAAAGGGUUUCUAAACUUUAGUUGGCAUAGUUUUCACAAAUGGCUCCAUUUUUAGCGUUUCACCCCUUCUGUGAGGGUUUUUGCCUAUAAAUGUAAGCAAAAUAUACUAAACUUAAAAGGUGUUUGGGUUCACAACUGUCGAGACAGAAAAAAUAUCAUUUGCCAUUUUUGAAAGAAAACUAUGUUUCUGAGCCCUUGUCCUGGCCUGGACAUUUCAUACACUCGUAAACUAACAGGAGUAAAAUCGUGGUACGCUGAUCAUGGAACGCUGGCCAUAGGUUCAUUUUCUCUGCAGACACUGGCUUUGGCUGGGUUGCCAUGUUUUGACAACUCCUGCCCUCUUUUCCAUCAGACUACUCUCCUCCUCCCCCCCUCACAGCCUCUCUAACCUUUUACCCAGAGAGAGCCUAUAGGACGGGCACAGGGGCCGGACGCCGCUGAGCGCUCUGAUUCGUGCAGACUCAGAUCUGCGCUGAGCUGGCGGACAGGACGGAGUCUGGAUUGGCUGUACGGAGGAGAAGAGGGAGGAGCCUCCCACAAUGAAUGUGCUGAGGACACAUGUUUACAAUGAUGGGGACAGAGGAAGAAUGGAGCUGAGCCCUGCGAGUCUCAGCCACCAAACUGAAGGGAUACUGCUGCAGGACUUUUCUCUUGUACUUUUGAUUGCACGUACGCUGCCUCAUUGAGCAAACAGACAGACGUCAACGCAGGGGGAAGCCAGAGAGGAGCAUUUUUCCUGCACAACUGAAACUCCGGCAGCUGCAAACUUGCCUUGACUUUUCUGUACUGUAAGCAGGUCGACAGGCUCUGCCUGUUCUCUGCAAACUGAAACCUUCAGAACUCAGGGAUGAGCGAUGUCCAGCUGUUGAAAGCUUCAGUUGAAGAGUCCGCUGUGGGUACCCUACCCGCUCAGAGGAUGGUGACCGCCGUGGUGCCCCGUAGUGUCUUUGAGCCCUCCCCGCCUCCCACGGCGGUCUGGCCUCCGCUGGACUUUGCACUGGGCGCUCUGGCCUGCUGUGGCGCCUGCGUGUUCACCAAUCCUCUGGAGGUGGUGAAGACUCGUCUGCAGCUUCAGGGGGAGCUUUGUGCUCGGGGGUCCUACCAGAUCCACUACCGGGGAGUCCUGCAGGCCCUCUGGGUGGUGGGCCGCACUGAUGGGCUCAGGGGUCUGCAGAAAGGCCUCUCAGUCGGGCUGAUCUACCAGGGCGUGAUGAAUGGAGUGAGGCUGGGAUGUUAUUCCUACUGUGAAUAUCUAGGAGUCACCGCUUUCCCUGGCGGGAGUUUGCUGUGUGGAGCUGGUGUCGGGGCUCUGGGGGCCCUCUGUGCUUCUCCUGCUUACCUGGUGAAGACCCAUUUACAAGCUCAGACCAUUCAGGCUAUUGCAGUGGGUCAUCAGCACAACCAUCAGGGCGUGUCCAAUGCCUUCAUGACCAUCUACAGAAGAGAGGGUCUGAGCGGUCUUUGGAGGGGCGUGAAUGGAGCGGUGCCUCGAGUCAUGGUGGGAUCAGCUGCUCAGCUGUCAACCUUCACCUCAGCCAAGGACUGGGUGUCACAUUGUCAGUGGUUUGGCUCAAACAGAUGGCUGAUGGCGCUAGUAGCCGCUUCCAUCAGUGGCGUUGCAGUAGCCAUCACCAUGACACCCUUUGAUGUCAUCAGCACGCGGCUCUACAACCAGCCCGUGGACAAGCUUGGCAGGGGCCGCCUUUACCGGGGCUUUUGCGACUGCUUGCUGAAAGUGUGCCAAGCGGAGGGUUUGCUGGGGUUAUAUAAAGGGAUGGGCCCCGUGUUUGUGCGGCUGGCCCCGCACACGGUGCUCAGCAUGCUGUUCUGGGACCUCAUGAGGCAACAGGCCGUCAAAUGCGACUAGAGCCGAGGAAGAAGCACGAAGCUGAAAUGCAGAGCCCCCCGACCCCCACGUCGCUCUGUGACGAUGACUGUUAUGCAAGUGGGACAUUUUGAAAAUGAACCUGCUGAGAGCAAAAGAAAGAAAUAUAAAUGCCUCCACUAACGUCUCCUCUCUACCACUUGUGUUAUCUUGUGGUGUCCACAGCAAGCCCUUCUGAAAGACCCACUCCGAUCAUCUGUUGAUCUAUUGUAAACGUGUUCCCGGUGGUCUUUUAAUUAUAAUGACACCGUUUUUUAGUUAAAUCCACCUGCGUGGUUUUCUGGGACAUAGUUUCUGCAAAGCGGCAGGAGUCCAUCAGAAAUUCACCUCUGAUUUGUGGGCAGGACCGUACGCGUGGCACAACUCCGCCCACUGCAGAACAGAGCAGCGAGCUUGUGGCCCCGCCCACCGUAUUUUCUACAUCACACACUUUUUCAAACUGAAAUUUUUUUAUCUGAUUCACAGCAAUUUAAAUCUAGGAAUACUCAGAAAUGCAAUUUUAAGCGUAAUUUUAUCCCAUCAUCAGAAAAAUGCAGCAAGAACAUAUCAAAAGCACAAUUUCAUACAGAGUGGGAACAUAUGUUUAGCUCUUAUAUCAAAUGGUUCACGUCAAAAGCCAUUACGUCAAAUGUCACACCAUUGCCUUCCGUGAGACUUUAGGUAAAGCACAGAAAUUGAAAUCUGGGGCCCUUGGGUAUCAUCCACAUGUGUGUGAAAUUAAUAUUAAGAGUUCUUUGUCAGGAUUUUAAAAACUUGAUCAGGUUUCCGGCUAGCAGGAGUGUAUUAUAAAUGGAACUCUGGUUUGAUGUUAGGUCUGUUUUCCAGGCUUAAUGUGUACGGUUGGCACUGUUCAUUGUUGUUGAUUUAAUUUUAAUUUACUGAAAUGUGUGCAAAGCCAAAAAAAAUGUAAAAGAUGGGUACUUUAUGUACAGGAAGUCAACCUGAUACCUGGAGAUCUUUAGGCCUUUAAACUGUUCUGACUUAUCCGAAUAAAGUUUUAUUUUGUAAGAAA
Molecule: messenger RNA, 3139 nt
Organism: Oryzias latipes (Japanese medaka)
Lineage: Eukaryota; Metazoa; Chordata; Actinopteri; Beloniformes; Adrianichthyidae
Gene: slc25a34
Product: solute carrier family 25 member 34
Source: RefSeq, a predicted model, not a curated record